Molecule: messenger RNA, 1119 nt
Organism: Glossina fuscipes
Lineage: Eukaryota; Metazoa; Arthropoda; Insecta; Diptera; Glossinidae
Product: prolactin-releasing peptide receptor
Exons: 7
Coding region: 1-1119 (372 amino acids)
Biological process (GO): G protein-coupled receptor signaling pathway
Cellular component (GO): membrane
Molecular function (GO): neuropeptide Y receptor activity
Source: RefSeq, a predicted model, not a curated record
AUGGAAGAGGAAGAAUUUGAACGCUUAUAUUCGGCUCCUGUUGGAUUGAUUAUUCUAUUGUCUAUAUUAUACGGUCUCAUUAGUAUAUUGGCCAUAAUUGGAAAUUGUCUGGUUAUUUGGAUUGUAGCAACGGCUAAGCAAAUGCAUACGGUUACUAACAUGUAUAUAGCAAACUUGGCAUUUGCAGACGUUAUUAUCGCAGUGUUUUGCAUACCAUUUCAGUUUCAGGCCGCUUUACUGCAAUGUUGGAAUCUACCAUGGUUUAUGUGCGCAUUUUGUCCAUUUGUUCAAGCGGUUAGUGUGAACGUAUCCGUUUUUACUUUGACCGCAAUCGCUGUGGAUCGUCAUCGGGCCAUAAUUAAUCCACUGAGAGCUCGACGAACGAAAUUUGCCUCAAAGCUUGUAAUAAUAAGCAUUUGGGUGGCAGCGUUAACUUUUGCCUUGCCAUGUGCCAUAGCAUUUCGUGUUGAAAUGUUAAACGAACGAGUUAAAGAGGAUAAUAUCGUUUACAAUGUUACUCGACCAUUUUGUGCAAAUGUCAAUUUGUCAGAAAAUGAAUUAAAAACCUAUCGGUACACGUUGGUUUUUGUUCAGUAUUUAGUACCGUUUUGCGUCAUAAGUUUCGUUUACAUACAGAUGGCUAUUAAUUUGUGGGGCACACACGCUCCUGGAAAUGCUCAGGACUCUCGUGACAUCACAUUAUUAAAAAAUAAGAAAAGGGUAAUAAAAAUGCUAAUCAUUGUUGUCGUUGCAUUCGGGCUGUGUUGGCUACCAUUACAACUGUACAACAUUCUCUAUGUGACUAUCCCGGAAAUAAAUGAAUAUCAUUUUAUUAGUAUUGUUUGGUUUGGUUGCGACUGGUUAGCUAUGAGCAACAGUUGCUACAAUCCCUUCAUUUACGGAAUUUAUAACGAGAAAUUCAAGAGAGAAUUUAAAAACCGAUUAAAGGCUUGUUGCUCUCGCUUUCCAACAAACUUGGAGAUGGAGGAUCGCACGUUAUCAAUGUAUACACGUGUCAGUUCUUUGCAAUGGCCCCUAUAUGGUCACACACAACGUAACAAUAUGUUUGAUAAUCGCCGUCGCGAAACAAUAGGACAGCCCUAUGGAAACGAUGUAUGA